This is a messenger RNA of Pangasianodon hypophthalmus (striped catfish), 1826 nucleotides long. RefSeq names its product fumarylacetoacetate hydrolase domain containing 1 (gene fahd1). The transcript has 2 exons. The record is from RefSeq and is a predicted model, not a curated record. Gene Ontology annotation, cellular component: mitochondrion. Gene Ontology annotation, molecular function: acetylpyruvate hydrolase activity. The coding region runs from base 138 to 809 and encodes 223 amino acids. NCBI's taxonomy places the organism in Eukaryota, Metazoa, Chordata, Actinopteri, Siluriformes, Pangasiidae.
CAAAGACCUGUCUAUUGGAUAUACAGUGCACUUGAUUAGACGUAACUUCAUAGUCUAAGUAGUGGACAAGUUUAGGGAGCAUGUAGUAAGUUGAGAUUCAGCCAUAGACGGACGUUUUCAGGCUCAGAGGAGCUGAAAUGAGCAGGGGAAAUGUGGCUCGUUUCUGGGAGUGGGGACGAAAGAUCAUUUGCGUGGGGCGAAAUUACGCAGAACACGCCAGAGAGCUGAGGAACGAGCUGCCCACGGAGCCCGUGCUGUUCCUGAAGCCGCCCACGGCGUACGUGAAGGAGGGCUCUCCGAUCCUGGUGCCUCACUACUCCUCCACUCUGCACCAUGAAGUGGAGCUCGGCGUGGUGGUGGGCAGAGCGGGCAGAGAGAUCCCCCAGACCUCCGCCAUGGAGCAUGUAGCCGGAUACGCGCUGUGCCUGGACAUGACCGCGCGGGACGUUCAGGACCAGUGCAAAGCCAAAGGGCUGCCCUGGACUCUGGCCAAAGCCUUCGACACGUCCUGUCCCGUGAGCGACUUCAUCCCCAAAGAGCGGAUCCCGGAUCCGGCAGGUGUGGAGCUGUGGCUCAGGGUGAACAGCGUCACUCGGCAGAGAGGCAGCACGGCGCACAUGAUCUUCUCAGUGCCCUACCUGAUCAGCUACAUCAGCAGGGUCAUGGCGUUAGAGGAAGGAGAUCUCAUACUGACCGGGACGCCCAAAGGAGUCGGAGCCGUGCACGAGCACGACGAGCUUCAGGCUGGCAUCGAGGGUGUCAUCAGCGUGACGUUUCGAGUCAGCAGACAGGCUGCAAUACACAACUGACAAUACACGAGUUCAGGCUUUUCUCGCUGGCGGUUUAUCUCACAACUCAUGUUGUGCAAAUUUAAGUAAACAUACACUCAGUGGCCAAAACCUUGUGGACACCUGACCAUCACACCUAUAGGUCUGCCUUCCUCAAACUGUUGCCACAAACCUGGAAGCACACAACUGUAUAGAAAGUCUUUGUAUGCUGUAGCAUUACAAUUUCCCUUCACUGGACCUAAGAGACUCAAACCUGUUCCAGCAUGACAAUGCCCCUGUGCACAAAGCGAACUCCAUGAAGACAUGGCAGUGGAAGAACUCAAGCGUCCUGCACAGAGCCCUGACCUCAACCCCACUGAACACCUUCAGGAUGAACUGGAACACCUCCUCAACCAAUACCAGUGCCUGACCUCACUAAUGCUCUUGUGGCUGAAUGAUCACAAAUCUCCACAGCCAUGCUCCAAAAUCUAGUGGAAAGCCUUCCCAGAAGAAUGGAGGUUAUUAUAACAGCAAAGAAGGGAUUAAAUCUUGAAUGGGAUGUUCAACCAACACAUAUGUGUGUUAUGGUCAGGUGUCCACAUACUUUUGGCCAUAUAGUGUAUCAGUAAACAUGCAAUCAAAAUAAAACAGUUCAAUAUUUACACUGUAAACUUUUCUAUAGAUUUUACCUUAAAUUACUGACUGUUAAGUACAAGCUAAGAUUACUGUAAUUUCACACUUAAAGAAAUAUUAUACGGUUAUAUUAUAUUAUAUAUUAUUUUUAAAUAUUUUAAUGAAAAAUGUACCAAAGCUUACUGAACAGAGCAGAUUUUCGUUUUUUUAAACAAAAUUCAGAGAUAAUUAAAUAUAACAGCAAAAAUACAACUCAAUAUUGAAAUAAGUAAUAAUAGUGUCCUGGAUGCUCUGGCACCAUCUCUAUGUAAGGUGUAUUCCUGCAUCAUGCCUCGUGUUUCCAGGAUAACCUCCAGAUCCACCACAAUCCUGACCACCAUAAAGCAAUUACUGAAAAUGAAUGAAUGAAAUAAAAUAAGUAUCCUA